UGUUUGCUGUUUUGUAACCAAACAUGAUACUUUCACUGGGGUACCUGAACAAAUUCUCAAACAUGACCUUCUAGUAUAUAUACACGCUAUUCCUUUGUGGAUAUUCCAUUUUGUAUCUGAACACCACGGACAUUCUUGUGGUAGACCUCUUUACUUCCUGCAUAUGCACACUACUUCCUGGUGGUAACCGACGUAUAAAGCUGUUCAAGUGCUAUAAAUUUAGAAGUAGUGCUUCAGUGUGACUGCUACCACGGCAAGUGCUGUACAAUCGGUCGAAUGCGCGGCCGCGGCCAUUGUUCGUGUUGAACUCACUCCCUGAAAGCGUCACGGUGGAUUUCGCGAAUGUGAGGUUCUCAGAGUUCAAAGGGCACCGUUGUUAUACACAGAGCUCACCAUUACCCAUCUUAAGAGAAGCCCUGGCCUGACAGUAUCGAGACUACAUCAACUGAAAUGGAAAAUACAACAGCUGCGAUGGAAGACACUCUCUACACUUCUACAAAAUCUUCGAUUACUGAAGGCCCUUCCGAGGAUGAAUUAUCCCCCAGCGCCAAGUUUGGAGUCGCUGUCUACUGUAUCAUUGGUUCCUUCGGUCUUGUGGGUAACCUAGUUGCAUGCAUCGUGUUUAACACAAUCAAGUCGAAAAAGAAUCAGGUCAGUCUGCUCAUCUUCACGCAAGCCUUGGCUGACCUGGUAUCGAGUAUCGUGAUAAUAAUAUUCGGCAUCACCCGUGUGUAUCGACACCGGUUGCCGACUACUGGUGGUACCGGAGAGUGGUUGUGUCGAUUCUGGUGGACUCGAUUCGUCAUCUUUUACUUUUUCGCCAUCUCCACGUUCAAUCUGACAUUGAUCUCGCUAGAGCGUUAUAUAGCCGUUAUACACCCGUUAACGUACGCUAAGCGAUUUACUCGACGCAACACCAAGAUAUUUGUGGUGAUCGUAUGGCUGUUUUGCCCCGUCAUGCAAUGGGGCCAGCCUCUUUGGGGGUACACCGUGGUUAACGGUACAUGCGUGACCAUUAAAUCCUGGGAUGACUUCGGCCAAGCUUUCUUUGGUGUAUUACUCUUCCUGUGGGAAUUAAUUACCCCGAUCUGUGUCAUGGGUGUGUGCUUCGUUUCCAUUGUCAUAACCUUAAGAAAGAAGGAACUGGCGUGCAGGACACCUACUGUCAAGGUUAAACCAGAGAGAUCCGGUUCUGUGUUCAAGCCAAUCAAAAAGCACGUCCGUAGAGACAUAACAAUGACCCUACUGAUUCUCUUUAUCCUCUUCGUCAUCUGCUGGACUCCAAACCAAACUACGUUUGUCCAAUUCAAUCUGGGCGGUCCUCUGGAUUUCAAUGGCGGUUGGUACCACUUCACAGUCAUCUUGGGAUUCGCGAACUGCUGCGUUAACCCGUUUGUGUAUGCGUUCCGACUGCGUCAGUUCCGCGUGCGUGUUCUCCUCAUGUUGCAAUGCCGAUGCAAGGCCUUUGACCGCGCCGACGAGUCCGACAACGAACUGUUCCGAGACCCAGCAUCCACCAGCAACAAGUGGUCUUCGCGACGAGAGAAACUCGGCAAGAUUUUCAAACUCACGCGGCAAGACAAUGCAAGUCUUUCAAGAACCCCGGAGAACACAGCUUCACCGGAAGGGUCGCCCUUCCCUUCCAAGAAAUCCACACUGAAAAAGACUGACAGUACAAACGAACUUAAGUGAAUUUAUCCAUAACACAAAGUAAGUGUGUCUUUGCUAUUUUGCCAGAAGUAAAGUUUUUGUUUGAAGACACGACAGCACAAAAAAGACACACCAUCUGUUAUUUCUUUUGUAGAAAGAAAACGGCCUUUUCUGAAUUCGGACUUUUGCUGUAAAAUUGUUCAAACUUUUGCUCCAGUUGAACGUUCAAGGGUUGGGUUAAGCAGUAACUCUGGUUUCGGCUAGCAGGUGGAGUAUACUUCAGGCUAGUCCUGCUAGAAAUAGCUAUACAAAGAAUUAGACUACUAUAGGCCUAGGGGAUUGUUCAAUCACUCCCGGCAAGGAAAAGGGGAGUUUAGUGAAUCUUUCUUGUUGAUCCAAAUUUUCCCUUCCUUUUGAAAUAUUAUACAACAUUUAUAAUGAAAACCGUUGAAGCUUGAAGCUGGUUUUUGUAACUAAAGUUACUGACCAGUAGACUUCCUGCCUGAGCAGUAGAAAUGUGAAACAUCGAAAGAUACGUGAGUGUACUUCCUCUGUAUAUCCUCUCCGAAAGCUAAAGGGUCACAGAACGCACACUCACCUGUUGUAAUGUCGGUGCGCGUAUAUAUCGAAUACGAAUACUCCAUGUGUCCAAACCACAGACGUAAGGCCGUGCCGGAAACACUUGCCUACAACCGGAAUUUACACACGACUUCAUGGGAACUGGCCGUGGCCACUUCCAUAUACUCGUGUGUAAUUUCUGGCCGAAGCCCAGUGAUUCGGACACGGCCAUAUAAACGCAUAGACCACCAGUCU
Molecule: messenger RNA, 2463 nt
Organism: Acanthaster planci (crown-of-thorns starfish)
Lineage: Eukaryota; Metazoa; Echinodermata; Asteroidea; Valvatida; Acanthasteridae
Product: allatostatin-A receptor-like
Biological process (GO): G protein-coupled receptor signaling pathway
Cellular component (GO): membrane
Molecular function (GO): G protein-coupled receptor activity
Source: RefSeq, a predicted model, not a curated record